This is a messenger RNA of Prorocentrum cordatum, 777 nucleotides long. Lineage: Eukaryota; Dinophyceae; Prorocentrales; Prorocentraceae. The record is from the annotation of a GenBank genome assembly.
GAGAGCCGCGCGGGCCGCCCCGCGGGCGCGUGGCGGGCGCGGCUGGCGCCGGCGGUGGCGGCCGCGGAGAGCUGGCCGCGCGGCGGUUCCGACAGCGACCUGGACCGGCUGCUACGUUGCCUGGCCUCGGGGCCGCCUGCGGACACCGACGCCGCUUUCGCCGAGUGGCUGUUGAUCGCCACGCCCAAGGCCCGGGCCGGCCUGGCCGGCCAGCUGCAGCGUUUGCUGAAGCGCGAGCUCGGCCCGCUCGCGGGCCGCGCCGAGGAGGCGGCGGCCCAGCUCGUGGACUCCGCGGCGGAGGCGUGCCCGGAGGUCGCCCAGGUCGCCGCGGCGGUGGAGGAGGCGGCGAGGGGCGGGCUGCGCGACGGCGUGCGGGCCGCCGUGCUGGUGCUGGGCCGGGUGGCGGCGCUGGCCCGGGCGGGCGGAGGCGGCGACGUGGACUUCGUGGUGCCCGCCCUGGACAGCCUGGUGCGCGUCUUCCACCGCCCCUUCGUCGCGCACGUGAGGAGCUCCUGGACGAAUCUGCAGCGGUGGCGGGAGGCGGAGGCGAGAGUCGGGCUGCCCAGGCUGGAGGAGCACCCGCCGCUGCUGGGCUGCGUCGCCCGGGGGCUGCUGACGAGCCUGGCGCUCGUGCCCGAGGGCUCUCCGCAGGCCAGCGUCGUCGUCAGCCGCGACAACGCCCUCGGCGACGCCAGGGCGCAGCUCCCGGAACUGCAGCGGUUCCUGGACGCGGUCGGGGAUGACCACCAUCAGCAGAUAGCCGACUUCGCUGUGUGA